Nannospalax galili (Upper Galilee mountains blind mole rat) is the source of this 3348-nucleotide messenger RNA. RefSeq names its product serine/threonine-protein kinase Sgk3. NCBI's taxonomy places the organism in Eukaryota, Metazoa, Chordata, Mammalia, Rodentia, Spalacidae. Gene Ontology annotation, molecular function: ATP binding; protein serine/threonine kinase activity; phosphatidylinositol binding. Gene Ontology annotation, biological process: protein phosphorylation. Bases 301 to 1773 code for a protein of 490 amino acids. The transcript is spliced from 17 exons. The record is from RefSeq and is a predicted model, not a curated record.
GCCGCGGGGACCCGGUGGCCGGGUGCGUACCGGGAGGGUGUGGCGUAGCUUCCGCGGUGCUUGCCACGCGCAAGGGCUGGGUUCCCGAAGGUAAACGUGCGCAGCUCCGGGAACCUGGGCACUCUGGGCGGGCCAGGUGGCGGCACCCCGCGGCCCUCCGAGGCAGGUUCCAUGAUGGGAUUUGAACAUUACCUCAAAAGAUUUCAUAUUUUGGAUUAGUUAUUUGUACUUACCUUCUGUUGAGGACUUCUUCAGACUCAUUUUUUGGUGUCCUUUGAGACAAUACAAAGAGAUUGCACCAUGGAUUACAAAGAGAGCUGCCCAAGUGUAAGCAUUCCCAGCUCCGAUGAGCACAGAGAGAAGAAGAAGAGGUUUACUGUUUAUAAAGUUCUGGUCUCUGUGGGCAGGAGCGAGUGGUUCGUCUUCAGAAGAUAUGCAGAGUUUGACAAACUUUAUAACACUCUAAAGAAACAGUUUCCUGCUAUGGCUCUGAAGAUUCCUGCCAAGAGAAUAUUUGGUGAUAAUUUUGAUCCAGAUUUUAUUAAACAAAGAAGAGCAGGACUGAAUGAAUUCAUUCAGAACUUAGUUAGGUAUCCAGAGCUUUACAACCAUCCAGAUGUGCGUGCAUUCCUUCAGAUGGACAGCCCCAAGCAUCAGUCAGAUCCAUCUGAAGAUGAGGAUGAAAGAAGUACUCAGAAGCCACACUCUACCUCACAGAACAUCAACCUGGGACCAACUGGAAAUCCUCAUGCGAAACCAACUGACUUUGAUUUUUUAAAAGUUAUUGGAAAGGGUAGCUUUGGCAAGGUUCUUCUUGCAAAGAGGAAGCUGGAUGGAAAAUUUUAUGCUGUCAAAGUAUUACAGAAAAAAAUAGUUCUCAACAGAAAAGAGCAAAAACAUAUUAUGGCUGAACGCAACGUGCUCUUGAAAAACGUGAAGCAUCCAUUCUUGGUUGGGUUGCAUUAUUCUUUUCAAACAACUGAAAAGCUUUAUUUUGUUCUGGAUUUUGUUAAUGGAGGGGAGUUAUUUUUUCACUUACAAAGAGAACGGUCUUUUCCUGAACACAGAGCAAGGUUUUAUGCUGCUGAAAUUGCCAGUGCCUUGGGUUAUUUGCACUCCAUCAAAAUAGUAUACAGAGACUUGAAACCAGAAAAUAUUCUUUUGGAUUCAAUGGGACAUGUUGUCUUAACAGAUUUUGGGCUUUGUAAAGAAGGAAUUGCUAUUUCUGAUACCACCACAACCUUUUGUGGGACACCAGAGUACCUUGCACCCGAAGUGAUCAGAAAACAGCCCUAUGACAACACUGUUGACUGGUGGUGCCUAGGUGCCGUUCUGUAUGAAAUGCUGUAUGGACUGCCCCCUUUUUACUGCCGAGAUGUUGCUGAAAUGUACGAUAAUAUUCUUCAUAAACCCCUACACUUGAGGCCAGGUGUGAGCCUCACAGCCUGGUCCAUUUUAGAAGAACUCCUGGAAAAAGACAGGCAAAACCGACUUGGUGCCAAAGAAGACUUUCUUGAAAUUCAGAAUCAUCCUUUUUUUGAGUCACUCAGCUGGACUGACCUUGUACAAAAGAAGAUUCCACCGCCAUUUAAUCCUAAUGUGGCUGGACCAGAUGAUAUCAGAAACUUUGACACCGUCUUUACAGAAGAAACAGUUCCAUAUUCUGUGUGUGUGUCCUCUGACUAUUCUAUAGUGAAUGCCAGUGUGCUGGAGGCAGAUGAUGCAUUCCUUGGUUUUUCUUAUGCUCCUCCUUCAGAAGACUUAUUUUUGUGAAGUUUGCCAUUCAAAAACCAUUGGACAAAUAUAAGCCUAUGGCUAAGACUGCACCUCUUUUUUGUGUGAAUAUAUUCAACUAUGUAUAAGAGUGCCUCAUUUCUACUUGUCAUGUUGAAAACUAUGAAAAACAUAUUUUCUGCUGUAUGCAAGAAAAAUAGGGCAUUUCAAAGAGCUAAGUUUUGAAUUGAAAUUUGUAUUCUUGUUUAUUAAGCUUAUUUUUAAACAAAAUUUAAAUCUAUUAUUCUUAGCAUUAACCUUUUUUAAAGAUAACCUUUUGCUAUUGACUGUUUCUUUUUCCUUGUUACGUUUACACUAACAUCUAAGACUGUUUUAAUAGUCUGUUUCAGUUAGGAUCUAUUAAUACCUUUAUAAUCCUAUGACUUUUAUCAUAGCAGAACUAUGCAAAUGGUACAUGGUCGUUAAGAUGAAACCGUAUUUUUCUGUGAUUAAAAUCACUGUUUGAAAAUAGGUUCUUUCUAGAAUUAAACUGUAAAAGCAUAGUUAACAUGUUGGCUGCUAGUUAAUCCUGAAUAACAUUCAUUUUCAGGUAAUACAAGAAAUAACAAAAAAAUCAUCUGCUUUUGAAAUACCAGUUUUAAUUUGCGCUUCAUUUUUUCCUUGACAGUAAAAGGAAAAUUGAAUGGCUAGAAAUUUUAAGAAUUCCCAAGAAUCUGAAGAAUAAUAAAGUACUGCCAGAUUUUUUUAAGGUGGUGCCAAAAAUAAAUGUCUAUGUCAUAUAUUUAUAUCACAAAUAUAAUCUAUUUAUGUUCCUUUUGACCUUUUGAAAGUUUAAUAUAUUGUUAAGUAGAUCUGAAUCUUGGUGUAUAUUUUUGCAACUAUCUCUUUCAAAACUGUCUUCCUAAUUGAUCAGGUUUUUUUAAAUGAUGGAAAAAAAUAACUUUCUAUAAUUUCAAAUCAAAAAAAUAAAAUAGCAAAUCUAGGUCAGUAUAAAUGUAUGUAAUCUUACUGCACUGUAACAAAAAUAGUUCUGCAGAUAACACAUUCAGGAUUUUUUUUUUUUUUUUUGGUAGUGCUGGGGAAAAAACACAGCGUUUGUUAAUAUGCAUAUCCUCUACCAUUGAACUAUACUUUCAGCCUCUCCAUGUAUCUUGGAAAGAGUACUGGAAACUGACCUUAAAGAUCAUAACAUGUCAGUUUUUCUGCAUUUGUAAUGGUAAAAGAUACUAGCUACCAAGAAAAUUAGCAAGAGAAUGCUUAACUUGGGAUUCUGAUUCCUAGAGUGGCAAUUUUUCAGGUCUUGUAGAGAUAGUAUUGUGAGACUAUAAUGGCCCAGCUUAGAUGCUCUAAGGACAAACUUCUCUUGCAUGUGUUCUCUUGAAAUAGAUAUCACAAGAACAUUUCUCACCAAUCUCUUUUGACUUUAAAAUGUUCAGUGGAGUGGGGAUAAUAGAUGCUUUUGUUUGGUUAAUAAUAUUUAUAUGCAGUACACUGAAUCUUCCUUGGAGGUAAGAUGUUAAUAUCUACACUGUAAAUAUUUGAUUUGUUUGGCAUUUCUGUAAGUUCUGCUUUUAUAUAAAGGUUUUUGUUGAGUAUAAAGCAAGAUAAAAAUUA